AUGGCAACCAAGGACGGCAGCACUUGGCGCCGCUGUCGUUUUCUGGGUGUUCGGAUGGAACGACUCCUGGUGGUCGGGUACAAGUCGCUCCUAGUUCGUCCUCGCCAGGAUACGCAUGGAAAAGAGGACUGCCUUGAUUCGGGGAUUGCUUUGUUUGAUUGGUGCAAUCCUGAUUCCUUAUCUCUUGUGUCGGCGCGCUUUCAUCCUAUGCGAUCAUCAUCAUCCGCUACCAGGGCUUUCCGGUUAGCCAUGGAGGGUCGCGAGCUCUUGUUUGGUUGGAAGGAAGUUCCAGAAAUGAAGAUUCCAUGGCCACAUUGUGGAAAAGUUCUGGUCGUCAGCUUGCUGGAGCCACUGAUACCAUAUCUCUGGACCAAAUCCCAUAUUGCCAUGUUCCUGGCGUUGUCGAUCUGA
Coccidioides immitis RS is the source of this 411-nucleotide messenger RNA. RefSeq lists its product as uncharacterized. The transcript has 2 exons. The coding region runs from base 1 to 411 and encodes 136 amino acids. NCBI's taxonomy places the organism in Eukaryota, Fungi, Ascomycota, Eurotiomycetes, Onygenales, Onygenaceae. The record is from RefSeq and is a predicted model, not a curated record.